UCUGUCCGACGGGCAAGUGGCCCAACUUCUCGAAGCAGGUGUCUUUAGAGGAACUCAUUGGAGGCGUGAGGAGGGGGAAUUUGACAUACUGUUUUUCCCUCUUUUCCUCCUUGCGUGCAUUUAAAUGUUUGCAAAAAUGGUUUCUAAGUUGACAUCUCUGCAACAAGAGCUUUUGAGCGCUCUACUUGACUCCGGAGUUACAAAAGACGUGCUUCUUCAAGCUUUGGAGGACCUGGACCCAAGCCCGAGCGGUUUUGGAGUUAAACUAGAUAGUCUGCAGAUAUCCCCGUCCAGUUCCAAACUGAAUGGGAGUGAUGCGGAUUUAAAGCCGGUUUUUCAUACGCUGACCAAUGGACACAGUAAGGAAAAGUUAUCAGGGGAUGAAGGCUCGGAGGACGGGGAUGAUUACGAUACACCACCGAUACUGAAAGAGCUGCAGUCUCAAAACACAGAGGAGGCAGCAGAACAGAGGGCAGAAAUCGAGCGAAUAUUGGCCGAGGACCCGUGGCGCGCGGCCCGCAUGAUCAAAGGUUACAUGCAGCAGCACAAUAUUCCGCAGCGCGAGGUGGUGGAUGUGACGGGCCUCAAUCAGUCCCACCUGUCGCAGCACCUGAAUAAAGGCACACCGAUGAAAACGCAGAAACGCGCGGCGCUCUACACCUGGUAUGUGAGGAAACAGCGCGAGAUUUUGAGACAAUUCAACCAGACCACGCAAGGCUCUGGCAGCAACAUGUUGGACAAAGGCAAUCAGGAUCAGGUGCUACUCUUUUUCUCAGAGUUUAGUCAGUCCGGACAGGGUAUGGUGCAGCAAGGGGAUGAUGCUGGCAUUGAACCUGCUUGCAAGAAGCUUAGACGGAACCGCUUCAAAUGGGGACCUGCAUCCCAACAGAUCCUCUACCAGGCUUAUGAAAGGCAGAAGAACCCCAGUAAAGAGGAGAGGGAGGCACUGGUGGAGGAGUGCAAUCGGGCUGAGUGCCUCCAGAGAGGAGUAUCACCAUCCAAAGCUCAUGGGCUUGGCUCGAACCUGGUCACAGAAGUACGAGUCUACAAUUGGUUUGCCAACAGGCGGAAGGAAGAGGCCUUUAGACAGAAGUUGGCUAUGGACGCCUACAGUGGACCAACGCACAGCAUUAACCCUCUCCUAUCUCACGGCUCUCCACUUCACCCACAGGCCAGCAGUUCCCCACCGAGCAAGAUGCAAGGUAUCAGGUACAGCCAACAGGGUCCUGGCGAAGUCAGUUCCUCCACAACGAUCAAUCACCAUAGCAGCAAUGUCAUAGCGACCAGCCAGUCAGUGUUACAGCAAGUCUCUCCGGGGGCCCUGGACCCUAGCCACAGCCUUCUGUCACCUGAUGCCAAGAUGAUCUCGGUAUCAGGUGGAGGUCUUCCUCCUGUCAGCACACUGACCAACAUCCAUGCAACCCACCACGCACACCAGCAGACCCCCAACCUCAUAAUGCCCCUCUCUGGAGUCAUGGCCAUCGCACAGAGUUUAAACACAUCGCAGGCACAGACAGUACCCGUCAUCAACAGCGUUACAGGCAGUCUGGCAGCACUGCAGCCGGUGCAGUUUUCGCAGCAGCUAAACAGUCCACAUCAACAGCUCAUGCAUCAGUCACCCAGCCAUAUGAGCCAGCAGCCCUUCAUGGCCUCCGUCUCACACUCACACAUGUACUCACACAAGCAGGAGCCGCCCCAGUAUUCUCACCCUUCUCGUUUCCCCCCGACCAUGGUGGUGACGGAUGCCAACAGUCUCAGUACACUGAGCUCAAUGUCCACCAGCAAACAGGAUGCUCCUGUAAACAGAAUGGUGCAACUUGGGGGUCUCUCCUGGUGUCCGCUGCAGGCAUGGUGAGCAUGUACACCUGACUUCCUCGAUGCCUAGCAACAGGAGCACAUCCUCCCCAUUCCCCCUCAUCACACCCGUAUCUGUGGAAACCCCUUAUAAGUGCUAACGCCGCACUGGACUAUGAGUUAGUCAAUAAACCAGGGGCAGUGGUAGGCGAGAUGGACGCUGUGAGCAGACCAUAAUUGAACACUGUCGGGUUGUUUUGUUUCAUCGUAGAGUGACGAGAAGACUGGGUUUCCUAGGUCGUGCGAUCAACAAGGGUAGAUGCCAUUUCAACCACAAACUUUUAGUGAAAGUAUUUGAUUUCCCAGACCAUUUCAAUGAACAUGGGUCAUCCGGACAUCUUUGAAGAACAAAUGGAAAGGAAAUACACACAAUAUGGUCAGAUAAAGAUACAGAUACAAAGACACAGUGGAAACCUGAACAGUGCUCCAAAAGAAACCUAAUGUGCUUGUCAAUGGACAUAAUGGUUGCUUUGCUCUAACGGUUCCUGGAAUAAGAGCACAAUAUUUGUCCAUGUAUUUCUAAACAUGCUUGAUACUGUGAUUGAACUGUGGAUAAAAUGACAAUCAUACAUGUUAAUCUAGAAGCAACAGUGGGGCUUUAUAAUGUAUUACUCUGAUGCAUUUGGAUGUAAAUAGAAGCAAUUAUUAUAUCAUUAUUAUAUCAUUAGUCUGAAGGAUGUAAAUAUUUGAUAGCCCAUGUGGUGUGCUGUUUUAUUUGUCUUGUUGAACGUGUAAACUGCGAUUCAGGACAUGACAAUCUAUGGAACAGGUAGGAAGUGUAAGUCUAUGCAAUGUGUCAGAGAAAACAGUUUGGAUGUGUGGCGGGCCUGUGAAGUAACAUUUCAACUUUGCUGGCAACAUAUCUUAAAAGUAAGAUAGAAAGAUAAAUGUUAAAGCACAAUCAACAGAACAUGAUAAAAAAAAGGUCUUCAGUGGACAUAUUGAUCUUUCAACUUAGAAUUAUUGGCAUUAGUGUCGUCAAAUCGAUAAGAAUCGUAUAUCUGUGCCAGCAUUCAUAUGAAAUUCCAUGGCAUGACAAACCCUCAUCCGAGGAAUACUAGAUUAGCUAAGAGACGGUCGAUCAGACAAAAAGAUAACUCUGUCCACAUAGCUGUUCACCGUACACUCUGUGAUCCCGAAGGGAACGGCCAUGAUUCAUGGCAUGCCUUUAUAAUCUAAAUAUUGACCCACAAUCAAGCUGUUAUUGUCAUUGGUAAAAAGUUGGGAAACGUGAGUUGUGUCAGUCCAGUCGCCAUUUCAAACAGUAUUACCUGCUCAUGCAACCCUGAACUACCAGGAAGUAUUGUGAAAUAGUUUUUUAUUGCGAUUGUCAAAAGUUUUCUUACACAUUAACUGGCACAUAUGUCCAAGAAUCUUAAGACUGUAUAAAAAAACUGUAAUUUGGUAAACUGAAGAAAUACAUAUUUCCCCUUUCUGUCCCAUCUAGAGUUUUAACACUUUUCAAAAGGUCACUUCAAAGUUUUUUUUUUAUGUUGUUGACUGUGUACCCACUGCCAGAUGACCUGAGGCUACAGUGCUGGUGUAUUCUCCUGUUUUAUGCUGGAUUUAUACAAAAUGUGAUUCUCUCCACAUUGAAUUAUUUUUGUAUAAGAUGAAAUCAAUCUUUUUAAAAUCAUUAUUUAUGCUUCAUGGGAAAAAAGUUGAUGUCGAAGUAAAGUAUUUUUCCCCAAGAUUGAUAA
Molecule: messenger RNA, 3554 nt
Organism: Myxocyprinus asiaticus (Chinese sucker)
Lineage: Eukaryota; Metazoa; Chordata; Actinopteri; Cypriniformes; Catostomidae
Product: hepatocyte nuclear factor 1-beta-A-like
Exons: 10
Coding region: 125-1855 (576 amino acids)
Biological process (GO): regulation of transcription by RNA polymerase II; pancreas development; insulin secretion
Cellular component (GO): nucleus
Molecular function (GO): RNA polymerase II cis-regulatory region sequence-specific DNA binding; DNA-binding transcription factor activity, RNA polymerase II-specific
Source: RefSeq, a predicted model, not a curated record